UUUGCUGUGAUGCUGCAUUUGCUCAUUAGCCCGAAGCCAACGGUGCCCAGUUAAAGCACUUAGCGCCAAGUUAAAGGUUCACCAGGAAGAGGUUACAGACCUGCGAGAGACUUUUUUGAAGUACAUUUCGGAAUAGCUUAACUUUAUUGCGAUUUUUAAAAGAACUCUUUAAGGUAAUUUCACUAUAACGGCAGUUUUACACGCUAGCAAGUUCAGUCUUUAAGAUAAAAGUUAGCUUUAUCCGAGCCCCCCCCCCAAUUGUGCCCACCAGACAGCGGGAAACGUUGGAAAUGAUAGUUAAUUUGCCGUGUUUGUUUCACUCUUUCUCGGAUUCAGUUGUGUUUUUUUGACCCAGGAGGCUAAACAUGAGACAUUUCCCGGACUAACUUUGAACUGUUGAUGCUAAACAGAAACCCAGACUGAGCAUCAAUGGACGAGUCGAUAUAUCUGUCGAGCAGACAAAAGACAGAAUUUGUCAUUUUAGCCUUCCUUCAAGCGGACCUGGGACUUUUGGAUUACAACAACGAGCUUCUGGCCCUGAGCAAGGAUUUCCCCCGGGAUAUAAACGCCAAUGGGCCCCGGACAGAGACGCUCCUGGACGGGGACCUGGAGUGCGAUGGCAACCCAAGGAGCUCCAUCCAUUUUGAAGGAGACGACGUAGAUGCGGCCGCCCUUCGCGAGGUGGCCGAGGGUCUGAGGGACAUCGCCGCCCGGAUCGAGCACAACCUUGUGGCUCGAGCAACUGAGAACCUGAAAAGGAAACUAAGAGACUUCCCCCCUGAGCAGUGGACGCACCACCUUGCGGACGAGGUUGACCGGCUGAUGAAGGGCGGCGUGGGGCUGGACUUCCUGCCCCAGGAGCGGGUGAUGGUGGCCCUCACGCUCACCCUGGUGAGGGGGGUGUGCCGGCUGGCCCCCCGGCUGCUCAGGGGCCUCUGCGACUCCGCGCUGCGCCUGGUCUGCCGCCAGGGCGCCAGGUGACCCUUGAGCAAGGCAUCAGGGGCCUCGGGAUGACCGCCGUGCAAAGGAAGGAGCAGCUGACCCGCAGAACCAGACCCCCCCAGUGACGGGAGGUGGGUCACUGACUCGGGAAAAUCGGGGAAUUACUUGAAUCCUUUCCUCUUUUGAAAAUGGGGAAUUGAAAGUCGGUAUGAAUUGGGGCUUUUUUUUUCCCCCCGACUGACCUGAAUCUGUGUAGAAAUGUUCUGCUUUGGUGUAUUUCUGUGUCUGAAGUCAGAUUUUUGUUUGGGUCUGAACAGUACAUGUGUAUUUGUUACAUGUGUAUUCGAUGAGGUUUGAGUUUCAUCUCAAAAUGCUUCGACUGUGUAUUUUGUUCUGGACGUAACUAAUAAAGUCCACACACACAUUC
Molecule: messenger RNA, 1369 nt
Organism: Menidia menidia (Atlantic silverside)
Lineage: Eukaryota; Metazoa; Chordata; Actinopteri; Atheriniformes; Atherinopsidae
Source: the annotation of a GenBank genome assembly